Messenger RNA from Thunnus maccoyii (southern bluefin tuna), 1871 nucleotides. RefSeq names its product flavin-containing monooxygenase FMO GS-OX5. Gene Ontology annotation, molecular function: flavin adenine dinucleotide binding; N,N-dimethylaniline monooxygenase activity; NADP binding. Bases 93 to 1472 code for a protein of 459 amino acids. The transcript has 9 exons. The record is from RefSeq and is a predicted model, not a curated record. NCBI's taxonomy places the organism in Eukaryota, Metazoa, Chordata, Actinopteri, Scombriformes, Scombridae.
CCGUAUUGGUAUUUUUUACUGCAGUAAAGGAUCUGAAUGUUUCUUCCACCACUGAUUAUUCAACGCUGAAAAGUUAAUAAUUUAACUGAAACAUGCACAUUAAAUUAACAAGCUUUUCCUUCAUGGUUCCUCUCAGCAGGUCAAAGUCUAGAAGGCUCCACUCAGCCUGGAUGAGGAUGGCGUUGCAGCGGGUGGCGGUGGUCGGUGCCGGGGCGGCGGGACUCUGUGCAGCCAGACACAUCCUGUCCCGUCCCAACAGCUUCGAACCUCCGGUGGUGUUCGAGCAGAGCGACAACAUCGGCGGCACCUGGUGCUACGAGGAACGCGUCGGCACGUACGACAACGGACGGCCGAUUCACAGCAGCAUGUACAGAAACCUCAGGACCAACCUGCCCAAAGAGGUGAUGAUGUUUCCCGACUUCCCCUUCGACCCGCAGCUCAGCAGCUUCCUGCCUCAUCAAGAGGUUCAGAGAUACCUGGAGAGAUACUGUCAGAGCCACGACAUCGGGCCCCACAUCCGGUUCAACACCGUGGUGGAAAACGUGAAGCCCGUCGUCGUGACAACAGGCGACAAGGAGAAGAAAACAACAUGGGAAGUGACGUCAUCUGAUUCGUCGGGUUGUCAGAAAACGGAGACGUUCGACUCGGUCUUCGUCUGCUCGGGGCAUUACUCUGACCCUCACAUCCCAGACAUACCAGGGAUAAAGAACUUUAAAGGAAAAGUGCUUCACAGUCACGCGUACAGGUGUGCGGAGACGUUCUCGGGUCAGUCGGUGGUGGUUCUGGGAGCCAAAGCUUCAGGACUGGACAUCAGCAUGGAACUGGCUAAAGCUGGAGUUCAGGUGACUCUGAGUCACGGUCGUCCUCGUUUCACCUUUCCUCUUCCUCCUGGGAUUCAACAGUCCAGUCCGGUGGUCGCGGUCGAGGACGACGGCAGCUUUCGCUUUCAGGACGGCUCGGUGGGCAGCGCUGACGUCCUGCUGUUCUGCACCGGAUACAACUUCAGGUAUCCGUUCCUGGAUGCGGCUCAGCUGGGUCUGGAGAUCCAGGACCACAUGGUGGCUCCUCUGUACCGCUUCAUAAUGCCCCCCGCCUUCCCCUCGCUCUUCUUCAUCGGCAUCUGCAAGAUCAUCUGCCCCUUCCCAAACUUCGACUGCCAGGUCCAGUUCUCUCUGGCCGUGUUGGACGGCUCGGUCACGUUACCGUCUCGGGCUCAAAUGGAGGACGACGUCCGGCGAGAGCUGCAGGAAAAAGUGGCGCGAGGAGUCCUGCAGCGCCACCUGCUGAUAAUGGACCGGGAUCAGUGGGAGUACUGCCAGGCGCUCGCUCGCUCCGCCGGCUUCCCUCCGCUGCGUCCGGUCGUACGCAGCCUGUACGAGGAGGUGUGGCGACAGCGACGGAUUCACCCCGAAAACUACCGGAACAACAAAUACAGACUGAUCAGCGACACACAGUGGGAGCUGAUGGACUGAUGGAACGUUUUACAGCCGCUGCACAAAAACACCACAGUUUAUACGUCAUGUGUCGUAUGUUGGCGGAUAGUCGGUCGGUCCAGAAAUACAUCAACAACCGGAACAGACAUUCAUGUCCCUCAGAGGAUGAAUCCUGCUGACUGUGAAGCUCAAAUGUUUUGAUUCAAACUGAAAUAUCUCAUCAACUAUCAGAUGAGUUGCCGUGAACUUUGGUUCACAUAUUCAAGUUCUCUUUAGGAUGAAUUUCUGAAAAUUAUGUGAUCCCUUAAUGUUUCAUCCAGCGCCAUCUUCAGGUCAAAAUGUUUCACCAUAUUAGCAUUAAAAAGCUUUUUACAAACAAACAUUUAAUAAAUGGUUUAUAAUACACCAUAAUGCAGUUAUAAGCAGAUAUAAGGACAU